AUGGCGAGUAUUGAUGCUUGUUUAUCAGUUACACAAAAAAUACUCAAACAAAAAAAGACUUGCAGAAAAUUGUAUAGUAUUCAACAUCUAUUGUCUAAAAGAAACCAGUCAUCGUUAUCACAAAAUGACCCCGAAAAGUACGUGAAACCAGAUAUCGAUAUUACACUAUGCAAAUCCACAAAACUUAACGAUAACGUCACCAAUAUUUUAAAAAGUUGCACCCAAAUUAAGUUUGGUACUAUUUUCACUGACCACAUGCUCAAAAUACACUAUGACAAGCAUGCAGGUGGCUGGCAGAAACCAUAUAUCACACCCAUGGAACAUCUCAGCUUACAUCCUGCAGCCAAAGUUCUUCAUUAUGCCACUGAGGUAUUUGAAGGAAUGAAGGCAUAUAAAUCAGAACACGGUCACAUGAAUCUAUUCAGACCGGAACUAAACUUACAAAGGUUAAACUCAUCGGCUGAACGAGUAGGCCUACCACCGAUAGACUCUGGUAUAUUACUCAGAGGUAUUGAACGCUUGGUGUCUAUCGACAACGAGUGGUUACCUGCGUCUGCGCCUCUCAGUUUAUACAUUAGACCUAACCUCAUAGGCACAGAAGGCACACUUGGAGUAGCACAAACAAAUACAGCUCUACUCUACGUAAUAAUGUGCCCAGUGGGAUCAUAUUUCUCUGAAAAAUUCAAGUCUGUCCGACUGAUGGCCGACCCCAAAUUCGCCAGAGCUUGGCCAGGUGGCUGUGGUCACUUUAAAAUAGGUGCAAACUACGCCACCACAUUAUACCCUCAGGAAAUAGCUUCAAAAUUAGGUUGUCACCAAAUGCUGUGGUUAUAUGGUGAAGACCGACAAAUCACAGAAGUUGGUGCGAUGAACGUGUUUAUUUUUUACGAAAAUCAAAAUGGAGAAAAAGUAUUAGCCACACCAGCAUUAAACGGUAUGAUAUUGCCAGGCAUCACCAGGCAGUCAAUAUUGGAGUUGACUAGAGAUUGGGACGAAUUUCGUGUUGAAGAGAGAAUCUUCACAAUGGAUGAAUUAGUUGAACUCAAUAAGAAUAACAAAAUACUUGAGUUUUUUGGAACCGGUACAGCAGCAGUCAUUAGCCCGGUGUCUUCCAUAUUAUACGAAGACAGAAACAUAGAGUUACCAACAAUGGAACAAUCGAAUCCGUUGUACGCAAGGCUCUUUAAAACUAUUACUGACAUACAUUACGGCCGGGUAGCGCAUCCUUGGACCAGAGUAGUGGACGAAAGACCACAUUUGUACGAAUCUCAGAACUAUAAAUAUGCCAACUAG
Messenger RNA from Macrosiphum euphorbiae (potato aphid), 1293 nucleotides. The record is from the annotation of a GenBank genome assembly. Lineage: Eukaryota; Metazoa; Arthropoda; Insecta; Hemiptera; Aphididae.